This is a messenger RNA of Sycon ciliatum, 2346 nucleotides long. RefSeq lists its product as uncharacterized. The record is from RefSeq and is a predicted model, not a curated record. The transcript has 8 exons. NCBI's taxonomy places the organism in Eukaryota, Metazoa, Porifera, Calcarea, Leucosolenida, Sycettidae. Gene Ontology annotation, biological process: signal transduction. Bases 101 to 1987 code for a protein of 628 amino acids.
GGCUUCUUGCACUCUGAAAGCCCCCUACCGCUACCGCUACUACUAGUAACUCGGAGUAGAGUAUUUUCUUUUUUUCCUGGAUUCCACAGCUUUGGGAAACAUGGCAGAAUGCUGCACGCCUCGUCCGGUUGUAGUGGGAAGCCUGACCGCACUGCCUGCAGCAAUGGAUAACAUGUCGGAAAAGAAGUCGCGCGUUUCUAAGAUACUCGCCAGAUCCAGUAGUCAGUUGAGUUUGGCAGGAAAGCAAGCGAAGAGAGCGUCCAGAGUGUUUGAUGCGGGCAGCGAGCAGCUGCCACCGUCAGAGUUCGAUUUUGAAGCUGUUGGCCCGCGUUUAGACGAUGCAGGUGAAUGCCCAGUGCACAAUGUCAGAAUCUUUUUCACGGAUGAAACAUAUCGAACAGUGCGUUUCACGGAGGACUGGCUGUGUGGACAUAUCCUCAACCAUCUCUGGCGCAAACUGGACAAACUGCCUGGAGACCGGCAAGACUAUGUGCUCUAUGUCAUGUACAAUAGGGAAGGUGCACGGUUUAUCAGCGACACUGAAUCAUCAGCAGCAUUGCUGGGCAAUUACAUUGAACAUGUGGCUAAAGUCUAUAUUCGCAACAGGAAAGACACUGUUCAGCCGAAACGACACUCAACAGAGAACAAAGGAGUGAAGCAAAUGUCAGUAACGAGCUCGAUCCGCGCAAAGAAGGUUGCACCAAAUCCAUUCGCAGCCGCCAUGGGUGGCCAUACACUACCUGACAUGCAAGAAGCAGCACCUCGCACAAACAAGGUUGCUGCCAGUUUCAGUCAAGCUUGGGAACGGGGCACAGAACUGGAGAAAGAGCAGAAGGAAGCACGGAGAAUGCCAUCACACGCACUCGGUGUGAUUGAUGAGAGUCGAUGUCACAGUGCCAGUAGCAUCGAGAGCAGAAGCCGCCUUGGCAGUACCAACGGGAGCCGAGGCUGCCGCAGCGGCAGUACUAACAGCAGUAGCAGCAUUGGCCGCAGCCGUGAUCCGCAGUCGCAGGCAGAAGACAUCACACCGUACUCUCAAAGACAGUCUUUCCCGCGGCAACGCAAUGAACAGUCCCCUGCGCUUCUGCGGACACCGCACGGUCCAGAACAUUCAUACAUUGAACCACUGGUGGAAAGAGAAUCAGCAGCAACCAUGCCUGCUCAGGGAUUUUGUCCACGACCACUGAAGAGCCAAUGUGCUGCUGCUAGUGACAGAUCCAGUGCUGCUACAAUGGACAGUGGCAUCAGCUUGACAGACCAGUACCGCGGUUCAAUGUGCUCUGCCGCUUCAUCACAGUACCGCGGUUCAAUGAGCUCUGGCACUUUAUCACUGCGCUCCACCACUCCCUCGCCAAACAGCAGCCUAGGCAGCAGCAGCGGCAGCUUUGUGAGGUCUUCCCUGAACGGCAGCACCACUUUCAAAGAUUCAAUCUCCAGCAUAUCCAGUAAUGACUCAAGCAGUCGCCCGCCACUCAGGGAUGCUUGGGCGAAUCCGCUUGCACAGGUGGAUGGCACCAAGCACACAAUGGACAACAGUGCCGAAGUUGACAGUAUCAGAAGCAGAGCGGGUCCACAGCCACCCAAACCGCCACCAUUGCCACCAUUUAUGCUCAAGUCAGUACGUGAUAGUGGAAAACACCUGUUGCCCAGUCAACAUAGAGAACAGGAGGAACAGCAGCAGCAGCAGCAGCAGCAGCAGUACAAACAAGCGGCAGGUGGUAUUGAAUAUCGUCCACCACUGACACCAUCACCGUUGCCUCCAACACCCAACACACUGACACUGAAUUUAGCUGAAUGCAGUAUCAAUGGUACGCUGGAGAUGCUGACAAUGAGCCCUGGGCGGUCAGCUUCACUGACCACGCCAUCACCACCACCUGCACCUUAUUCACUAAGCCUGGCCAAUGUGAUGGUACCGGCUAACAUUGCUGAAGCACCUGAAGACGACCUAUCUCACCUACCGCCUCCACCGGACUUUCUUAUGCAGUAGCUGCUACAAUAGUACAAUGUGUACUUCAAAAGUACACACUAUGACAACCAGCUGUGUGUUACCUGUAUGAAUGUUUGCGAUUUAUCUCGUAAGGGGUACCAAGUAGCAAACUUCCAAUUUCGCAAGCCUCAACUGAUUCUUUCUAGUACCAGGUAUGCUGCGCUGUGCAGAACUUUAAUCACAACAAUAAUACACCGACGCAAACUAGUAUCAAUUCUAAAAUGUAAGCAUCUCUUGUCACAGACAUUACACGGUUUGCGGUAUCUACAUGCAUGCUCACUCUGCAUGUAAGCUUAUCUCCGGUAUAUUCCAGGCCCAUGCAGUGAUGGUGCAUACAUACUGUGAGACCACAUCCCCCC